Molecule: messenger RNA, 2012 nt
Organism: Amphimedon queenslandica
Lineage: Eukaryota; Metazoa; Porifera; Demospongiae; Haplosclerida; Niphatidae
Exons: 9
Coding region: 183-1928 (581 amino acids)
Source: RefSeq, a predicted model, not a curated record
GAGAUGCUGCUCACUCCAAUUACAAACACCUCGAGUUGUUUGUUACUGUAUUGAGGAAGUUCUCAGAGACUGCUCGUAUUGGUGAUACCAUCUUUGAAGAAUAUAGAAAGCAUUUUUGCUAUUAUGAUGAUGAUGUUAAAGAGAAAGAUAUUUACUUGGCAAAGCAGCCUAGAGAAAAGUUUAUGUCUACAAGUUCAGAAAGUUCAUCGUUUGAUGACAAAGAAAUUGAUAGGCAUGGUGAUCAUAAAAUCCUCUUCCCUCGUAAUAUGAAGAAAAAGUUUGAGGACAUGAGAAUGAGGUUUGGUUCUACAUUUUUUCAAGUCCGACGAAUUUUUGCAAGAAUGAAAAACGUUAAUAUUGAUGAAGUGAUGUACCUUAUUAGUGACAUGUUUCCUGAUCUGAAGCCUCAGCUUUCUGAUAAAAAGACAAUUAAUGACGUUUUGAAUGUGCUGCAGAGGAAGUGCAAUAUCAUUAACUUACGUCCCCUUGAAGUUUUGGUUUUUGAAUUCAACAUAGAAGAUGCUAAACCAGUCAUUAAGUUAUACAAAGAGGAAGCUAAGGAUUUCUGUAAGUCAAUAUCAGUGAGUCUUUGCCUUGAUGAGAAGCUACAAGCAGUUGCUACUCCAUCUCGCCUUUUAUGUGAAACUGUUGUAUUUGUGUUCAACUGGGAUCCUGAUGAGUAUACACUGCAGGAUAUCAAUGAUGUAUUGGAUGAGUUAGAGCUACUGGAUAAGUGCCGCAUACAGAUUGAUAAAGUUGGCACUGGUCUAUCAGUUAUAGUGACCUGCUACUGUCCUGCUGAAUACACUGGGUUGCUUAAAAGCAUUGUCCUUGAAAAGAUAGAUAUGCUCCAAAGGAAAGGACUAAAGGAAUUUAUAGUGGGCAACUUGACUGUAUGGGAUGCUACUCAGGUGAAGAAUACAGAAGUUAUGGAAUUGCUAGCACAAGUAAGUGACUUAAAAACUGCUUUAAAGGAUAGAGAUGAAAGGAUAAUGGCUACUGAAACUGAGUUAGCAAAAGUCAAGGAGCAAUCAGAAAUCAGAUUAAAAGAAAUAGAAACAUUACAAAAAGAUCUUGAAGAGAGUCGAUACAUCAAUGCUCAUAAUGAGGAAGUGAUUAACCAACUGAAGGAGAAUGUCUCUUCACUUAAUAAGAAAGUUUCAGUGCUUAAAGAAAAACUGAUAAAUAGUAAUUAUUCAAUCCUAGAAGAAGAUACUGAGAAAGAGUUAGCAUCAUCAAAGGAACACUCAGAGACUAGACUACAAGAAAUAGAACAACUGAAACUGAAACUUGAAGACAAUAACAUACAAGAGGAUGGAAAGGUUGUGUGGAGUCAUGGUCGUGUACAACUCACUAGUCCAUCAGUAGAUCAAUGUAAGGAGGUAAUCAGUAAACUGGAGGAGAAACACAAGUGGGUUACACUCUAUUAUCCAUCAUCUGACAGUAUACAGGUCCUAAUACCAGCUGUAUUGGAGAGAAGAAUAAUAAAUGAACUUACUAUAUACUCCUCAUUAUUAUCACGUGAUGAUGUCCUCUCAUUCUCUUCUCAACUAUCAACCAACAAAUCAUUAUCAAUUCUACACCUAACUCAUGGUUCAAUGAGUGAUGAUGGAGUCAUUGCACUAGCACAAUCACUACGAUAUAAUAAAACACUUGAAUCUUUAUUUCUUGAUCACAAUCCUGGCAUCACUUCAGCUUGUGCUCAGUCACUGGCUGAACUUUUACUCACUAACAACACACUCCAUGGACUUUAUCUCAACUCUACUAACAUUGAUACUGAUGGAGUAAUGAUACUAAUGGAAUCACUCAAGACCAAUAAUACACUAAGGAACUUGAAACUCAGCCUAGACAAACAACAUAAAGAACCUUGUUCUGCUUUACCUUAUUAUGAGUAUAUCAAAGACAGAUUGAAUUUUGUGGAAUUUUAAGAAAAUAUUAUUUUUAUAUUAAAUCCUACCUUGUCAUACUGUAUAAUAUCUUUUUAAAUAUAUGCUGUUGUACUUUUAUUUUUA